AUGACUAAGAGUUUUGUGGCCCAGGCUGUCAGAUGGCAUAGAGCUGUGUCUGCUAACUUACUGAAAUGAAAUCUCCUGACACCCAGAGAAGAUGACUCCUCCAGUGGAAGUGACUCAGGUUGUCUUGAAAUCUGUGAAAAUGAGAAAAAAGGUUUUAUGAUGCAUAUGAAGACAACAAUGGGGAAAAAUGCUUCUGUCCUAUCGACGAACACAUUAAAAAACUCAAGCUACAUGAUGACAGCCCUAGUAACCAUCCAGCUGGAUGUGAAUGUCAUGGAGGAACAAGCAGAGAGCAGGAGGAUAAUUGGGGAAAACACAGUUCUGAGAGCAAGACAAACCAGGAGACACUUGUUGGUGACAUCUCUGACAGCUGAACUCCAAAAGGUUCCUUAUUUGUCAAAAAAGAGGGGAAACUUUCUAGGCCUCAAAAGAAGAAAAAAUGAGCGGAAGCUGCAGUAUCAUUCAGGUGUGACAGCUGGAAAGCUUAAAAAGCAGGUGAAUGAUCUCUUAGAAAAAGUAACUGAAAAGUCCAUAGAUUUACUGGCCCAGAAACAUGCAGAACUCCAGCAGUGUGAGUUUCUGGGAGAAGAGAGACUUCAAUCAUCUAAGCAUUUUCAACUGGCUUCUAAAAGAACCAUGAGGAUGCAUAAACUAAAACAUAUGCAUUUCCCAUGCACAUGCUGUUGCUAA
Messenger RNA from Gopherus evgoodei (Goodes thornscrub tortoise), 690 nucleotides. It is a transcript of the gene C7H3orf49, whose product is annotated as chromosome 7 C3orf49 homolog. The record is from RefSeq and is a predicted model, not a curated record. NCBI's taxonomy places the organism in Eukaryota, Metazoa, Chordata, Testudines, Testudinidae.